Messenger RNA from Strongyloides ratti, 1116 nucleotides. RefSeq names its product VHS domain and GAT domain and ENTH/VHS domain and VHS subgroup domain-containing protein. Gene Ontology annotation, cellular component: membrane; endosome. The record is from RefSeq and is a predicted model, not a curated record. Bases 1 to 1116 code for a protein of 371 amino acids. Lineage: Eukaryota; Metazoa; Nematoda; Chromadorea; Rhabditida; Strongyloididae. Gene Ontology annotation, biological process: signal transduction. Gene Ontology annotation, molecular function: ubiquitin binding; clathrin binding; phosphatidylinositol binding. The transcript is spliced from 3 exons.
AUGCAGCAAGAUAAAAUUCAAGAAUCACUUUUAAAUGCUGUUGAAUCAGCAAAAGAAGCUGCUAGUUCAGGUUUAGAAAAAAUUACUGAUUUUUUUCAUGGUGAUCCAUUUGAAACUUAUGUUGGAAAAAAAGUUGAAAUGGCAACAGAUGCCACUGUUUUAUCAACUGAAAAUUGGGGUUUAAAUAUUGAAAUUUGUGAUAUUAUUAAUACUACAUCUGAUGGUGCUAAAGAUGCUCUUCGUGCUAUAAGAAAACGUUUAAAUAAUGAAAUGUCUAAAAACAAUGCAAUUGUCAUGUAUACUUUGACAGUUCUUGAGACAUGUGUUAAAAAUUGUGGUAUUCAUUUUCGUACUCUGGUAUGUAGCAAAGAGUUUGUAAAUGAACUUAUCAAAUUAAUUGGACCAAAAUUUGAUGCACCACAAAUUAUUCAAGAAAGAAUACUUACUUUAAUUCAAAGUUGGGCUGUCGCUUUUAAAGAUAUUCCAGAACUUCAUGAUGUAGUUGACAUCUAUAAUGACUUAAAAAGUAAAGGAGUUCAAUUUACUGAUAUUGAUAUUAAUCAAAUUCCACCAAUCGAUACUCCGGUUGCGUCUGUUCCAAAAAUAUUUUCUCAAGAUAAACCAACACAACCAAUAAUACCAAUUAGUAAUCCAAAUAUACCACCAAUGUUUUUACAAUCUACAAUACAAAAUUAUGAGAGUGGUAUAGAAGUAAGUUCAGAUAGUUUAGCUAAAUUACGUUCUGAAUUGGAUGUUGUCAAAGGAAAUGUAAAUGUUUUCCAAGAUUUAUUAAGUCAAUUACCACCCCAAUCAGCUAACAAUGAUGAAAAAGAAUUCUUGAAUGAGUUAUAUGAAACAUUACAAGAAAUGCAUAAAAGAAUUGUUGCUUUAAUACAAGUAAUUCAAAAUGAAACUGUAUUUUCUGAACUUUUAUCAAUUAAUGAUGAAAUAACUGAAUCAUUUGAAAAAUUUGAAAGAUAUAAAAAUAUGAAACCUAAUGAGAAUUCAGAGAAUGUUAAAUUAUUACAAAGUAAUGAGUCAGAUAAAGAUGAAGGAUCAUCUUCUGGUAUUGAAAAAAAAGACAAUAAAUCAUUUGAAGAAAAAUCAUUAAUUUAA